Messenger RNA from Paramecium sonneborni, 1756 nucleotides. The record is from the annotation of a GenBank genome assembly. Lineage: Eukaryota; Ciliophora; Oligohymenophorea; Peniculida; Parameciidae.
AUGAGUUUGACUUUAACUAUAUAAAAAUAUAUAGGUGGAUAAGAAUAGGAAUAUUUUGAAAAUGUAGUUAGAGAAUCAACAAAAGGGAGAAAUGAUAUAACAAAAAUGAUUGAUUCCUUGUAAAAUCGUGUGAAUGCUGAAUAUGAAUAUUCAAAGAAUUUGGAAGAUGGAAUUUCUGAAUUGGUAUUGAAUAAGAAUUCAGCAGAUUGUGCGGUGAAUUUAGAAAAAAUAAUAAAUUUAUAUUGUAAUGAAAUAAGACAAAAGAUUAAAGAGUCGAGAGCAUAUGCAUAAUUUAUUAAAGAUUACAUAAUCAAUUAAUUGAGUUUAUUAGUAAAAGAUUAAACAAAUAAGGUGAGAGGAUUGAUAUCUGAUGGUCGUAAGUUAUCUGGGCAAUUAAAACUAGAAAGAACAGAAAUUGAAAAGGUAUUAAAAUUAUAUAGAACAACUAGCUUAUUAGUUAAUUGAAUUUAAAAAAAAAUGAUUAUUUUCAACAUUAAAUAAUGAGGUUUUCACAAGAGUAUUUAAGUCAAUUGCCACCAUAAAAGAAAAAUGAAAAUACAUUAAAAUCAGAUAAAUUGUUCAGAAAUCUUAAAGAAUUAAAAGAAAAACUAAGUAACUAAUAAACAUCAUAUGAAUAAUAUCUAUAAGGAUAUGAAUUAAGGAUUUCAAAGAUAGUUGAAGAGUUUUAAAUUUAAGAUUAAGAUAGAGUAGAGUUAAUGAAAAAAGCAAUGAAUUAAUUAUUCUAAAAUGAAAGAGUUUUUGAAGUAAAUUAUUAUUAACAAAAUAGAAUUUAAAUUAAAUUACUGCUGAAUUCAGUCUUUAUAGGUAUAAGGAAUAAUAUUUAAAAUCAUUGGUUAUCAAAUAUCAAGAAUAGAAAAGUUUUGUAUAAUGUUCAGUUGAAAAAGUUGAAAAUAAUUGGUUAGAUCGUAUUACUCAUUUUAUUGAUACAAGAUGUCAGAGUAUUUAAUGUGAUAGAGAAUAGAUAACUUUAAAUAUGGAUAUUUUGAAAAAUGAUUAAUAAACGAUUAAUAUAAUGCUUUAACAAUAAAAUUCAGAUUUGAUAACAAAUAUUUCAUUAUGUUAAGAGAGAAUCCAUAAUUAAAUGUAAGAGUUAUGGACAUCUUAAGAAGUGAAUUUAAAAUCAUUAAUAAAUUUAUUAAAUCGCAAUUUGAUUGGAAGAUAGAUUUGGGUAUUAAGAUUUUAGUAAUUCAGAUUGGAUAAAAAAUUUGAGAUUUGUUAGAUUUCAUACAAUAAUACUAUAAAUUUAUUAAAUUAAAUUCUAGAUCUGGUAUAAUAUUUGAUUUUAUUUGAUAGUGUUUGGAAGAGUAGGAUGCUUUUACAGUAAGAAAAUUAAUGUUGAUGACUUUUACAUUUUAUAGGAUUGAGAAGACUGAGAAAGUAUUUUUGUUUGAUGGUAUUCGAAAACAUAUAAUUUUUGAAAAACUUGAUUUAUGGGAUGCUAUAUUCUUUGAAUGUUUACAUGAGGAGAUGAAAAAACAAUAUUCAAUGAGAGUUAAUGAAAAUCUUAAUGAUUCAAUUGAUAGGUAUAAAUAUAUUAUUUAUAUUUAAAAGAGAAAAAAAUACAACAUUUGGAUUCUUAGGAUCAUUAAUAGAAAAUAUGUUAAGUUUUAGUCCAUCAAAGUAGAAUGUGAGAAUUUUAAUUUAGAAAUAUAGUAAAUUGUAUUAACUUAAUGAAGUUUAAAUAAAACAACUACUUUACAUCAUUGAUAACUCUAAGUAAUACUAAUAAAUAUGA